GGAGGCAGUGGUCACUGUGCAGCAGCACUGCGUGCAACAUACAAAGAAUUAAGAUGAUUGACAGUCGGCUAUCAGCACAGAGGAGGGCGAUGGGGAACCUUCCCGGAGACCGAGGCCAGCAGAAGACGAGCACCUACAUCGUGCCCUGCUUCCUCUUUGUGGAGCUGGUCAUCAUGGCAGGGACCGUUCUGUUGGCGUACUACUUUGAGUACACGGACACGUUCCCCGUGCACAUCCAGGGCUUCUUCUGCUUCGACAAAGCCUACUCCAAGCCGUACCCAGGACCAGAGGACAACAGCAAGGCGCCGCCCGUCCUCGUCUACUCCCUCGUCACCGCCAUCCCCACUGUGACGAUUCUAAUCGGGGAAGUGACCAGUUUCUUUGUGAAGACAGAGGGAGCCCAGGAGAAGACCAUAGUGACCGCUGACUGCUGCUAUUUCAACCCUCUCCUCCGUAGGAUCGUACGUUUUCUGGGUGUCUACUCCUUUGGCCUCUUCACCACCACCAUCUUUGCCAAUGCUGGUCAAGUGGUGACAGGAAACCAGACCCCUCAUUUCCUGUCUGCCUGCAAGCCAAACUACACAGCUCUGGGCUGCCAGUCUCCGCUGCAUUAUAUCACAGAGCGUCGAGCCUGCACAGGAAACCCAUACCUGGUGGCGUCCGCCCGAAAAUCCUUCCCUUCCAAAGACGCAGCUCUCAGCUUUUAUUCAGCCAUCUACACAGUGAUGUACGUCACCCUGGUUUUCCGGACCAAAGGGACCCGUCUGACCAAGCCCACCCUGUGCCUGGUGCUGCUGUCUCUGGCCGUGCUGGUGGGAGUGGUGAGGGUGACCGAACACAGGAACCACUGGAACGACGUCCUGGCUGGGUUUGUCACCGGAGGGGCCAUCGCUGCCUUCUUGGUGUCAUGUGUGAUCAACAAUUUUCAGCCAACCCAAAUAGCAGUGGCGACUCCUCCUCCUGCACAGCGUCCAGAGCCCUCCAUCGGGCUCCCUCUCCUCAGCCUGCCCCGUGUGGAGAGUCCACUCGAAAAGCUCCAGGGCUACCGUAUUCUGAGAUCACAUGACCAUCAGCCAAUCCCUUCCCCCGCCCCUCCCGAUGUUCUCCUCCCCUCACGGCGUUGCCUCACCAGCGCAGUCUAG
Messenger RNA from Seriola dumerili (greater amberjack), 1142 nucleotides. RefSeq names its product phospholipid phosphatase-related protein type 5-like. Bases 54 to 1142 code for a protein of 362 amino acids. Gene Ontology annotation, molecular function: phosphatidate phosphatase activity. The record is from RefSeq and is a predicted model, not a curated record. The transcript has 8 exons. Lineage: Eukaryota; Metazoa; Chordata; Actinopteri; Carangiformes; Carangidae. Gene Ontology annotation, biological process: signal transduction; phospholipid dephosphorylation; phospholipid metabolic process.